GUACCAGCCCUCACAACCCAAUUUCUGGCGGCUUUUGUUCCAUGCGUUGUAUGUUCCGUACUACACCCUACCCUCUGUUUGUAGGGCUCAAGUUCAAGUUCUAGUGGGACUGGAACGAUAGGAUGAAUCCCCUACCCCAUUUUCAUGUUCCCCGGAAGCAGUGUACGUCGGCCGGAAGGCGCCAAUUCAAGAAUGCGGAUAAAAGCAUUUGCAAAUUCGAUGGAUGAGCGCCUCGUGAAUCAGAUAUGGGAGCAAUUAAAAAUGGCUAUUAUCGAAAUCCAAAAGAAAAACAACAGCGGUUUGAGUUUCGAAGAGCUCUAUCGGAAUGCAUAUACUUUAGUAUUACAGAAACACGGCGAGCGCCUGUAUGCAGGUACUAAGGCUCUGGUAUCUGAGCACAUGAUCCGCGUCCGCGACAGUAUAGUGGAUAAUUUGAAUAACAAGUUCCUUAGCUUCCUCAAUUCGGCUUGGAAGGACCAUCAAACGGCCAUGGUCAUGAUUCGAGAUAUACUUAUGUACAUGGAUCGCGUCUAUGUCGGUCAGAAUAAUCUUCCUAGUGUUUACAAAAUGGGAAUGACUGCUUUCUGUAAUCUUGUACUGCGCUAUUCUGUGAUUAGGGAACACCUGAACAAGACUCUCCUCGAUAUGGUCCGCCGGGAACGCCGUGGAGAAGUUAUAUCGCGUUCCCAAAUUCGAGAGGCAUGCCAAAUGUUCGUGCAGUUAGGUGUAGGUUCCUUAUCAGUUUACCUGGAGGACUUUGAAUUACCUUUUCUAGAACAAUCUAGAGAGUUUUAUCGAUCUGAAAGUGAGGCGUUCCUAGCAGAAAACACGUCUGCUAUUCUCUAUAUCAAAAAGGUGGAGCAGCGUAUUGAGGAGGAGAUCAAAAGAUCGCAUCACUAUUUGGACCCUUCAACGGAGCCUAAAAUAGUCGCCGUUCUCGAAGAGGAACUCAUAAGCAGGCACAUGGAGACCAUCGUGGGAAUGCCGAAUUCCGGACUGACCUACAUGCUAACACAUGAUCGCUUUGAUGACAUUGCUGCAAUGUACAACGUGCUCAGUCGAGUUGAAGAAGGCCCAAAGAUCAUGAGUCACUACAUUAGCUUAUACCUGAGGGAUCAAGGACAAAAUAUCGUCAGGGAAACUGGAAUAUCUACCCCUCAGCAAUAUAUACAGGACUUGCUACAUCUUCGUGAUCGGGCGAACGACCUGCUGAUUGGUGCUCUGAAUAAUCAAACCAUAUUUCGGAAUCAAAUAAAUUCUGAUUUUGAGCACUUCAUUAAUUUGAACGCUCGUUCUCCCGAAUUUCUUUCACUGUUUAUCGAUGAAAAAUUGAAGCGGGGCACAAAAGGCAUGGCUGAUCACGACAUUGAUGCUGUGUUUGACAAGUGCAUUGUGUUAUUCCGGUACCUUCAAGAAAAGGAUGUGUUCGAAGGGUAUUACAAAAAGCAUUUGGCGAAACGGCUGCUCUUGAGCAAGAGUCAGUCGGAUGAUCAGGAGAAAAACAUGAUAUCCAAACUGAUGGCGGAAUGCGGCGCUGUUUAUACCAGUAAACUUGAGGGAAUGUUCAAGGAUAUGGCAGUCUCGAAAACAUUGAUGGAGGAAUUCAACGCCAUGCUACCGGCCAACCACCUCUCUCUCGGUAUUGAUCUUUACGUGCGCGUUUUGACCACUGGCUUGUGGCCGACACAAAAUGUUCCUUGCUGUGAAUCUCUUCCCGAAGAAGCCGCAGCUGCCUUUAAUGUCUAUACAAACUUUUAUCUCAGAAAGCACAAUGGACGUAAGAUCAAUUUGCAAACGAAUAUGGGCUAUGCCGAGUUGGCCGCGCUUUUCUUUGGUCGCGCCUCUAGUUCGGACGGAGCAUCUGGUUCGUUGGCUGUUCCCUGCACGGCCGGCACAGAACUUCUCGCUCCAGGAUAUCUUCUCCGGGGUUCGAGUUCGGGAUCAUCUGGUCAAGCCACAAGUCAGUGCAGUCAGGCCAUGAUGGUCAGUGGUCUGCCAGGUAGUCCAGGAGCCCCUGGAACGCUGGACCCAAAUACUGUCAGUUCUGGACGAUGUGCAGUUCGGAAAUACUUUUUGCAGGUCUCCACAUACCAGAUGGAAAUACUGAUGAAGUUCAAUCGCCGUGGCCGCUACACGUAUCAGGAGCUGAGUAGUGAGACCAACAUACCCGACAAGGAACUGAAGCGGAGUCUGAUGGCUCUGGCCCUUGGUCGUUCCAAUCAGCGUAUUCUGUGCAAAGAGCCAAAAAGUAGAGAAAUCGAGCCAACUGACGUGUUCUCCGUGAAUGACUCUUUUGUAUCAAAGCAUAUCAAAGUCCGGGUCCAGAGCAUCACGGUCAAAGAGAACGAACCGGAGCGUCAAGAGACUCGAACGCGCGUGGAUGAAAACCGACGCUAUGUGAUCGAGGCCACCAUUGUGCGUGUGAUGAAAGCUCGCAAGACGUUGGGGCAUGGUCAUCUGGUCGUGGAGGUCAUCGAGCAAUUGAAGUCACGCUUUGUACCCAAUCCUGUCAUGAUUAAGCAACGUAUUGAAUCGUUAAUAGAACGGGAGUUUCUCGCGAGAAUGGAAGAUGAUCGGCGCGUCUACAAAUACCUGGCUUAGGUUGCAUGGGGGCGCACAUUUCAACAAUCUGUUCAUUGCCUGUUUCUUUCAGCUUCCGUGUCCAACCGCUCACCAUCGAUUCCCCCGUGCUCUUGUCUCUCACUCACCGUCAUGUCUUGUUUGUGCUUACUCGAUCAUGGCGUCGAUGAUGAGCAUUCUGCAGGCAAUCGCCAUCAGGUUCUGCCCGCCGGAGCUCACAGACAUUUCUGCGGCGCCCAAAUACUGGCCUUCCGCAUGCUUUGCAAUUGUGCCCCUCUCACACAGCCUUUCCAACUUGUCUCCUAUGCUGGGGACACAUUGGCACUACUAUUCCGGAUUUCAGUAAACUUCGGUGCAAGCCGAAAUGGUUAUCCCUUUGUAUCCACUAUUAUUCCACUUUGACUGGUACUUCGAUGUUUAAUGUCCCUUGGCAUCACAAUAUUCGCGACAUCAGUCCGCGUACGACGCCGUGCGUCAACUUCCCCUUACAGCAGCCUGUCUUAGCAGUUGUCGGAAAUUCAUGCCAGUUCUUCCUGUCUGAGUUUCAGUCCAAAACGACUGUAUCAAGGCCCACCUGUGUGAUGACCCACUUCCUUUGGUCUUGAUAUUUUCAAUCCUUCCAUCUUGUGUAUAUACAUCGAUAUCCCACAUAGUUCCCAAAAAUGGUUUGUGAAUCUUCAGCAGAGUGGGUCCAUCUUCGCUUUUGGUUGCUUGCCUUAGUGUGAUGGUUAUUCCCCUGCCCUCUGAUCAUUUGAUUCCGAACUCCAUUUUAAACUAUUUGCGCUGUUCCUGCGAUCCACAUACUCGUUCCCCCAACUCUUCUGGCCUAGACGAUCUUGUCUUCGUCGUUUGAAGUACAACGGAAAUUCGCUCGCAUACAGCGUUCUCACUCCGUGAUUCCAAUUUCUGUCACACAUUCUGUUUCUAUUAGUUGAAAGAGGUAGUUUACUUCGCCACAGCAUGUCUGUCAUUGGAGCGCACAUGGCUGUGUUACUUGGACCCACUCUGGCUCCUCUGUCUCAUCCGUUCGUUCCUAUUUUGUCUUCGCUGUACACAGGUUGUGGCGGUAUCACUUAUCCCGAUCGGAACUUUUACUUUCUCUUUUUGUUAAUGAAUAAGCAUUUAUGCCACUUUUCAUUUUCAAUUCUAACCAUUCGUUGUUUGCCUUGUGUUCGGGCUGUCAGCUGGAGCGUUAGGUUGCUACUGCGAAUAGCACUGCUUUGCAUGUCUGUGCGCUGCUCUCUCACACCGGCAUAUAGUUCUCCAUCUGGGUUCACCUUCAGGCUAAUGGUUUAGCAAUUUUGAACUUUCUGCAAAUUGUGCUGCAUCCGAAUCAAUGCUAAAACUGGUCACACCGAAUAACCCUCCAAUGCAUUAUAACUUAAGUCAGUGGAUGUAUCUUGCUGACUUAUCUACAUUCCUUCUAUGUUACGCCAGCAUUCCUGCUUGUCUCUCCUCUGUUAGCUCCCACCAAAUCUAUCUUGAAUAUCUUUUGGUCCAAAAUCGUAAUUAACGACGUCCUUAAUAGCUAACCAGAUGGAUUGAGGUGUUUUGUUGCGCCAACACUUCUUACUCAAAAGAUUAACUUUCAGUCUCUCUUAACUUAGUUCUCUCUGUUUGUUUUUACCUUCCGUCCACUUCUUUUCCCCAGAUAUGUAAUUAUUUUCACAAAAAUCAUCACUGUAUCAGCAAUCUGCGGUGACGCUUUCAUCAGUAGCUGUUUGCACACGUUC
Molecule: messenger RNA, 4313 nt
Organism: Dicrocoelium dendriticum
Lineage: Eukaryota; Metazoa; Platyhelminthes; Trematoda; Plagiorchiida; Dicrocoeliidae
Source: the annotation of a GenBank genome assembly